GCCACGGCCCGACGCCUCCAACCUCCUCUAGCGGCGGCGGAGCGCAUGGCCGGCGGCGAAGAGCCGGACACCGCGGGAGCACUGGCGGAGGCGGAGAUGGACCACGACUUCUCGCGUGGGGGCGGGUUGCCCAGUUUCGAGUUCGCGUUUAAUUCAGAGAACUUCUCCGACCGGGUGCUGCGGCUGGAGGUCGUCGCCAGCGACGGCGUCGCCGGAGGAUCCCUCCCCGACUUGGUGUUCCACCGCGAGGAGCUCCGCCUCCACAAGGAGGAUGCAGGUCCGUACAGUGCCUCACUCCUCCCACGCCCUUGGAAUUAGACGGAUUCAUGUGUAUGAUUCUCUGCUGUCUACCGCGAUUCAGAUAUGGAUCCGUGUGAAAUUCGUGGCUUAUUUGCGAUUCUUCUGAACGAUUAGGGCGGUAUGAGCCUCACCUGUUGCUGUGUGAAUUUAAG
This is a messenger RNA of Aegilops tauschii subsp. strangulata, 452 nucleotides long. NCBI's taxonomy places the organism in Eukaryota, Viridiplantae, Streptophyta, Magnoliopsida, Poales, Poaceae. The record is from RefSeq and is a predicted model, not a curated record.